Monosiga brevicollis MX1 is the source of this 1818-nucleotide messenger RNA. RefSeq lists its product as uncharacterized. The coding region runs from base 1 to 1818 and encodes 605 amino acids. The record is from RefSeq and is a predicted model, not a curated record. The transcript has 10 exons. NCBI's taxonomy places the organism in Eukaryota, Choanoflagellata, Craspedida, Salpingoecidae.
AUGCUUUGCCGCAGAUGGCCACUUGGCCUGGCCUUGCUGAUGCUGGCCGUGGCUGUGGCCGUGGCACAACCCGAUGUCUGGGGGCCAGAGCGCAUGUGGCGCAAGUCAGCUUCGGCCGUCAUCGACCUGGACAGUUCCAUCCAGCUCCUCAACGUGAGCUUGGGCAUGCUAGAGGCUGGGUACCUUGGCUUAUCCGCGGGUCGCUUUGUACUCCCUCUCUCUCUUUCUCUCUCUCUCUCUCUCUCUCUCUCUCUCUUCUCGACACGAGCUGUCUCUCGUUUGGCGGCGCCCCAUUUCGAGGAUCUGGCACAGCAAUCACAGUUGCACCGUAUCGCCUUCCUGCGACUGGAAUGCUCUGCCACCGAGGCAUGUCGCAAGCAAUUUGGCACGCAGGGCUUCCCUCGCUACUUUCUUUACCCCUUGACCGAAGCCUCUCGAGCUGCAGUACCCGAGUCUCACGAGCUGAAAACCGGCUUUCGUCAUUGGGAAUUGGCCGCUAUGCUGCAAGCCUUGCAAGAUCCCGUGACUGUGGUGCACCAUGGAUAUGAGCACCUGGCGAGGCGCCACCGGGCCGAUGUGGUCCUGGCCGUGCACGUCCCAGCACGGCCCGAGACCCUAGCCGCAUUGGCCACGGCCACGCGCCUUGCACUGCUUCGCAGCGAAGCGCUGGAUGUGCAUCGCUGGGUCAUGCACGUCGUCCCAUCCCCGGGCUUGGCCGCUCACUUGGGGCUGAAACGGAAAGGGCAAAUUUAUGCCUUGAUCGAUCGCCAGCCACAGGUGCUCGCACUUCGGUUUGACAAUGCUAGCAUGCUGGUGGAUGAAAUUAUCAACGUGGUUCAACGUGAAACGCCCGUAGCACGCUUAGGGGCCUCGGAACUAGGCCAGUUUCCCGUACGUGUCGGCUUGGGCGCGGCGACCUCGGACGUGGAUCGCCUGCAGCUUUUGAAUAUGGACACACGCGUGGUUCUUCUCCUUCUACCGUUGGCCGAUGCCAUGCUUCUUACCCAAGAAGAGACGUUGCGAGCCUUGGCAGCUACGCGGGCCGCCGCGCGUGCGUGCGCGCACAAUGCCACCUGCGGUCUGCCGCUUGUUUUCGGUCGGCUGGACGGCAGUCGCUACACACAUCAACUUCGGCAUUACGGGCUCACUGUGCGGGAUUUGCCGGCACUGGUGCUGCUCAACACGAGCGCGGUUCUGGGCCGGGUGCUUUGUACGCAAUCGACCUCCAACUCCAACCCGGCCUUUAUCCAAAGCAUGGAUCGAUUGAGCACUUGGACGGCUCAGGGCGUAACCGACUGGCUCGUGCGAUUGGCUGCUGGGCCCAGCGUAGCCGCUGACCCGCUUGACUUGUCCACGGCGCUGCGGCACGUGGUGCUGUCGCGGCUGCCUGCACCGGCCGCAGCUGGCACAGCCGCGUAUGUGGUUUUUACUUCGCCAAGUUGUGGCUUUUGUCAGCGAUUGCUGGCUCGUUUACCACCUAAAGCCUGUUUGAUCAUCGACGUCGACCAGACGACGUUACCCGCAGCGCUGGACCUGGCUGUGGACGUGUUGCCGACGGUGUGGCGCGUGACAUGGCCCCCAAGCGCGAGCAGCAGUAGCCAUGAUGGCAUGGUCAUGCAGCGCUUAGAUGCGCAGAGUGCGCAGGCGCUGCCUGUGAUCGUGCAAGCCCACCCCCCUUCCGCCCCAGACCCACCAGCCUCCGACCCCGGCGACGGCGGAUCAGUGCAGGAUACCAUCACCGUCUUGGCAGAGCCCCUUGCUCUGACCCAGGCACGCGACGAAGCUCUGAGCUUAAUCCUUUUGACCCCAUCAUCCUGA